CAGGCCGAAACCAAGAUGAAUCGGCAUUCCUCCAGAAGCCAUGCGGUGUUCAUUGUGACGGUCACGAACCGCGUGGAUCCUGGGAAGCAGCGCUUCGCUCAGCUGUAUCUGGUGGAUUUGGCGGGCAGCGAACGCGUGAUGAAGACCGGCGUCCAAGGUCUGCAGCUCGAAGAGGCCAAGAACAUCAACAAGAGUCUACUGGCCCUGGGUCAAGUGAUUUGGGCCCUUGCCCACAAGCAAAAGCACAUUCCGUAUCGAGACUCAAAGCUUACGCAACUGCUGCGCAACUGUCUGGGUGGAAAUGCUCGAACUGUGGUGAUGAUCACUGCCUCCAUGCACACGGAGAACGCUGGGGAAUCGCUCAGCGCCUUGCGUUUCGGUGCUCGAGCCUCUUUGGUGCAGAACAUGGCUCGUCAAAAUGUGGCAGAAAACGCACGAGAGUUGAAGAAGCUCUUGGAACAAGCGCGUGAGGAUUUGUCCCAACUGCGCGCCUGCUGUCGUAGACUGCAAGCCGAACUGACAGCCAGUCGCUGGUCCAACGAACCAGGCAGCCCCUGUGGGGAGCGGACCUCCAGUGCCAAGAGGUUGAUGGUGUGGGGCUUGCUACCUUCUUUGGUUUGUCCCAUCAACCGGGCCGUCAUGAGGGAUCCGGUGUUGGCAGCCGAUGGCUGGACCUACGAACGAAGAGCUUUGGAGAAGUACAUGGCGCGACCCAGCUGUCAUGGAUUACCCAAAUCUCCAGUCACUGGAGACCGAUUUAGCACUCGGCAAGUCACGCCCAACUUGGUGGUUCGACAGCUGAUUAAUCAACAUCUGCCAGAGCUGGGACCUUUAGAGGAUCCCCUGCCGCUCAUUCAGCUGCUCCACGUGUGGCAUGUGCAGCUGAUCCUCUCCUUCCUGGAUGCCCGGUCGUUGGCGCGUUGCGAAAGCGCCUGGCCAUCCUUCCUGGCAGCGGCUGAUAGCAGUGAGGCGCCAGCAGAUGUUUUUUUUUUCAACCAUCAAUUAGGGUUAAAUAAUGGGAUAUAA
Molecule: messenger RNA, 1026 nt
Organism: Cladocopium goreaui
Lineage: Eukaryota; Dinophyceae; Suessiales; Symbiodiniaceae
Source: the annotation of a GenBank genome assembly